GAGAGGUCCUGCAGAGACGCGCCGAAGCACUCCAGCAGCCGUCCGAGGAGGAAACAUCAUGGCUACGACUACUUGUACGCGUUUUACAGAUGAAUACCAGCUGUACGAGGAGCUUGGCAAGGGGGCCUUUUCAGUGGUGCGCCGCUGUGUCAAACUCUGCACAGGCCAAGAGUACGCCGCCAAAAUCAUCAACACCAAAAAGCUCUCUGCCAGAGAUCAUCAGAAACUGGAGAGAGAAGCCAGGAUCUGCAGACUGCUCAAACAUCCAAACAUCGUUCGUCUCCAUGACAGUAUCUCAGAGGAGGGCUUCCACUAUCUCCUCUUUGACCUGGUGACAGGAGGCGAGCUGUUUGAGGACAUUGUGGCCAGAGAGUACUACAGUGAAGCAGACGCCAGUCAUUGCAUCCAGCAGAUCCUGGAGGCCGUGCUCCACUGCCAUCAGAUGGGGGUGGUACACAGAGACCUCAAGCCUGAGAAUCUGCUGCUGGCCAGCAAGUGUAAGAACGCCGCCGUCAAACUGGCCGACUUCGGACUCGCUAUCGAGGUUCAAGGAGACCAGCAGGCAUGGUUCGGUUUUGCAGGGACUCCGGGCUACUUGUCCCCGGAGGUGCUGAGGAAGGAGGCGUACGGUAAACCUGUUGACAUCUGGGCCUGCGGUGUGAUCCUUUACAUCCUUCUGGUUGGAUAUCCUCCCUUCUGGGACGAGGACCAGCACAAACUCUACCAGCAGAUCAAGGCUGGAGCGUACGAUUUUCCCUCCCCAGAGUGGGACACCGUGACUCCAGAGGCCAAAAAUCUGAUCAACCAGAUGCUGACGAUCAACCCCGCUAAGAGAAUCACGGCCCAGGAGGCUCUGAAGCACCCGUGGGUCUGCCAACGCUCCACGGUGGCCUCCAUGAUGCACCGACAGGAGACCGUCGAGUGCCUGAAGAAGUUCAACGCCAGGAGGAAACUCAAGGGCGCCAUCCUGACCACCAUGCUCGUCUCCAGGAACUUCUCUGUGGGCCGGCAGACCACGGCCCCUGCCGCCGUCAGCGCCGUGGCUGGAACCACCGCCGGCAUCGUGGAGCAAGCAGCCAAGAGUCUCCUCAACAAGAAGGCUGAUGUCAAGCCCCAGACAAACAGCACGAGAAACAGCAUAGUCACCAGUCCCAAAGGCAACGUCCCCUCUGCUGCACUGGAGCCUCAGACUACUGUAAUCCAUAACCCAGUAGAUGGGAUCAAGGAAUCAUCCGACAGCAGCAACACCACCAUCGAGGAUGAAGAUGUUAAAGCUCGCAAACAGGAGAUCAUAAAGAUCACAGAGCAGCUGAUCGAAGCUGUCAACAAUGGAGACUUUGAGGCCUACGCGAAGAUCUGCGAUCCCGGUCUUACCUCGUUCGAACCCGAGGGUCUGGGAAACCUGGUGGAGGGGAUGGACUUCCACAGAUUUUACUUUGACAAUCAUCCCUCUCUCCCGUCAGUCCUCUCCAAGAACAACAAACCCAUCCACACCACCAUCCUCAAUCCCCACGUGCACAUGAUCGGGGACGAUGCCGCCUGCAUCGCGUACAUACGCCUGACGCAGUUCGUGGACGGGCAGGGCCGUCCUCGCUCCAGCCAAUCAGAAGAGACCAGAGUAUGGCACCGCAGGGACAGCCGGUGGCAAAACGUCCACUUCCACUGCUCAGGAGCCCCCGCUGCCCCCAUGCAGGGAUGAGAGACUUGUGAGGAGGCAGAGAGGAGCAGAAUAAGUGGAUAAUCCAAGAGAGUGUGUCAGCACUGAGAGAGAGGUGCAGGUGGAUGGAGCGUGGCUUAAAGGAGUCUGAAGAGUCUCAUUUAAGGGAUCGUGGUCGUCCCCCUGCGCUCUGCACACCCACCUGGCUCUUCUCUCUCUCUCUCUCUCUCUCUCUCUCUCUGUUUUUUUCUUUUUUGUCUUUACAACCUCAAACACAGACUGACACUCCCAUCGCCAAAACCCACGCUACAGCAGAGGGCAUAUCAGCCAAAAAAAGGAAACUCUUUAGCCCGCGUCAUGGCUUCAGUCUGUGGCUACGGAUGCCCAAAAACACCUGGAUAUUCUGGUCCCCUUUGAUUGUGAGCAGCGUGGCGCUCUCCUGUUGCCCUUUUACGUCUCUGAUUAUUGUUCCUUAAUCUCGUAUUAUUCUGGCUGCAGUCUGUGGUUGUGCUCUUUACACUGUACAGUAUAUUUAUUAGUCCUCCUGAUAUCUUCUUCUUUUUUUAUAACGAGCAUGUCUCUUAUUACCCGUGGCUGUUUUUUCUGCACGACUAAGGCUGCCUGUGUGAAAUGAACAAACGACACCACGUGUCUCACAGAGGAGAGACCAGUGGGUGUGUUUAAUUUGUUUGUUAUUCAAUGGAGCUUUUUAUUUUUGAUUUGUUUCCCUCCUCUUCCUCUUUUGGAGUGUAUUUGACCCCGAACCAACGCCUCAGUGUGUCCGCCCAGAUCCCUCUGAGCCGCUCUGUGAGACAGUGAAAACCAUGCAGCAUGCUAAGAUAUAUCUGUCGUUUUGACUGAUUCUCUAUGUACUGAACAUUGCAAGUUAACUACUGAGAUUAUGACAAUGGUUGAAAUUAUAGUAUCACGCUGUUUAUGUAAAUUUUACAGUUUCAUCGUGGUGACUUGACUACAAAUAUGCUGUAGAUGGUAUUUAAUUGCAUGAUAUUCCAAGUUAAUAACAUUGCUAAGUUGGGUGUUAUCGUGCAUUUUGUUGAUUUUUCUCUUUUUGGACUGAACUGUCGGUGAGCUAUGAUCUGUUGCCUCUAUUUUCUGGGCUUUGUAAGUGCAUAAACUUAAACUUUUGUGUUUAUAUGAUAGUGUAGUAUACGAGGGUACCGUGAGGAUGACGACAGAAUAUGCCUUUUAAAGAAAUUGCUGGAUCCAGAUAAGUUUUAAUAAUGCUCUUUUACUCUAUCCAAGACAAAAGCCAAGAUAUUAAGUCUUCUUUUAUUUUUAUUAGAAUAGAUUUAAGUAGAUAUAUAUGAUAUAUGCAUAGCUUAAAAGGUUUUAUUUUAAAAAAGAGGAUGUAUAGCUAAGAAGUGUUGGAAUAACUUUACCUUACAUCAAAUUUAAAGUCUUAUAACAGUUUUAAAUCAUUUAAAUUUAUAAGAAAAGUUGAUUUAUCAAGUUUUACUCUUACACAGAGGCGUCUGUCCAUUGAAGGCCAGCAACUGUAUAUAUAAAAUGGACGUAUCCAUCCAAAAAUCACCCAUUAGCUCAUUUACUACCACUCUGAAGCCAAAAACUUUGCCUUUUGGCUGCUACCAUCUUGGUUUUUGGAGUCUGAAUGGACCAAAUGUCAAUGAAUAGUAGUAUUUGAGGACAAGAAGGGGUUGGUUAAAUGCUGUAUUACUAGCUAAUAGCUUGUUAACAAAUGCGUUGUAUUAUGCAAAAUUUGGAUGCUAAACGUGGCUAGCAUGGGUUUAAACAACAAUGACUUUGCAAAAUAUUCCUCAGAAUGUCAGUGCUGAAAAAUGAAACCAAUGUAAAUGUGCAAAAAGCUGUAGUUGCAGCCAGGCUGCAAAAUUAGAUUCCCUUUUACAGCAGGAAUAAACAUGUUAACAGCCAGAUUCAUAAAAGUAACAGGUUGUUUGCAGCAAACUCUGAAUGGGGGGCAGGAAGUGAUAUCUGCAUGGAGAAGCAACGUUUUGUGCAUUUAUAGCCAUGUCAAGGGGUCAAAUUUGGGGGAAAAAUCAUUCUAAAGCUACUUUUGAGUCCUAAAAUUAGUGACAAAUUCAGACAAGAACUUUCAAAAGCUAAUGGAGAAACAUUGUCUGUCGUAAGUCUAGAAAAGCGGACUCAGACAACACUCAUAUAUGGUCUGUUUCCACUGAGCUGUCUGGUUUGGUUCAGUACAGUCUAUCGCGGUUCAUCACAGUUAACCCUGAUCUUGCUUGUGUUUCCAAUGUCCAGCCUGCUUCGUUUAUUGUGAUAGGAAAUCAGUCUCUUUUUAGAUCAUUUAGCUCAGCUCAGUAAUAAGUAAGAAUGUUCCUAAGCGUCUAUUUCCUUAUUCAGCGAAACGCUCCUUUAAAUUUCGUUUAACCAACCAGUCUAAAGAGGAGAAAAUCCUUAGAAGACAGUCAGAUUCCUCACAGUGGGUGUGUUUGCCUGAUACAGCAUGGCUAACAUUAGCAGCUAGCUCUUCCAGCCUUUGUCCCUCUUUGCAGAUUAAUAUUGUGCUUUGACUACAUGCUAACUGCUUAGCCACCGCUGAGCUUCUCGUAUUUAUGUGAAGUAGUGGACAUAGCUCAGACAGGAAUCCUGCAGCCAUGAACUAAAGCACCAGCAGCCUCUGGUGGUGGGAGGUUCAUUACAGUUUAAAAGAGCAUUAUAGACCAAGAUUUCAAGCCCGUGCUUAAACAAAAUGGAAGGUAAUCAGUCUUACUGACUCAUAAAUCUCACACCGUCUAAUUUGACCAAGAAAUUUAACCAUUUAACUGCAUGCAUCCCUAGUAAUAAGAGCUGGUCUCUGGCUCCCAAACAGUUUUUUCAUUUAGUGUCAGACUUUUCAAAUGUGGAUUAAAUGAAGAGAAAAAUGGAAGUAGGAACUGUAAACUGACUCUCAAACAGGAGCCAGCUCCGUCAUUCAUAAAACAAGCCAGCCUGUUUGUGAACGUGUGUCAUUUCUCGCUCUCCUACCCAAUGGUAUACGUCUCUAAUAGUGUAUCAGCAUUUCCAUUAAAAGCAUGUUUAUUAAAGACAGAGGGGGAAAAGCUGUUAAAGAGGCGCAGCUAGCCUCUUAGUAUCAGAUUCUUCUUGACUUGUCAGUCACGUUUUGGUGACAUGUUGGAAUCAUACUAAGUCUAUGCAGAAGUUUAUGAUGAUAACUGCAACAUGUAAGUCCACCUAAAGCUUUAACAGACUUUCCUUCAUUCCCAUUGGUUCCUAAUCACUUCCUGCCCCCCAUCUGACUUCCAUGUGGCUGUAAAUCUGGACGGAAAUGGGGCCUAAAGUCAUCUAGUGUGCCGCCAGUCCAAGAUACCAAAUUCCUGCUUCCAAUUCACAUUUUUGUUUGUUUCUGAGUUGAAAAUAAGUUCAUUUAGGACAACAAAUCCGUUAUGGUGACUGCCAUCGUUUGGCUUCAGAAACAAGUGGGUGAUGUCACCGAGGCUAUGUCCAUGUUUUAUACAGUUUCUGGUCUUUUAAGCAUAACUGAAGCCUAAGCAGGGCAUUCUUAGAAGGCAUAUGUAGCUACCUGUCAGUCUUAGGUAGCUGCAUCCUAAAUACCUUCCUUUAUCAUCUAUUUGGCUCUGAAUUGGACCAUAAGAAACCUAAGACUGAGUCCAUAAACUCGAUAAGAAAAUGCUAACUGAGGUAAUAAUUACAUGAGGAGGAAGCUUAUUUUUUCAUAAACUGCUACCGGAUCAGAUUCCCUUUUUUAAAUGAGUGGAGUGGAUGACUGCGGGUGAUCAGAUAGACCACAGGUUUCAGGAACUUCUGGAAUGGCUUUCCUUAUCAGUCAUGAAGGCUCUACCAACUUCUUAUUACACUCCAGGCAAAAAUAAUUAACCUUAAAGAUUCAAACUUCAGAAAGCAGUCCUUUUAUCGGGUUCAUUACCACAGUUUUCACAUUAGCAGAUUGAUUUUUUUAGGUUUCAUCUGGCAGAAAGAUGCAUGAGAUUUUUCUCCUUAAAAAGCUAUAAAAGUGACAUUACAUUAAGACACUAUGAGAGCCAACUGUAAGGGAAAAGUUCAGGACAGAACAGCUAAACUACUCCCACUUCUCAGCACAAAACAGCUGACAAACACAGUAAAAGACUUCCUGCAGAUUAUAGUUAAAAACUGAGCAGCUUAAGAGCCAGAUACUUCCCUCAGAAGUUGAUUUCCUCUGCACGCUUUCUCGCACAACACCAGGAUUAAUCUCUGGUGGCUGGUAUGAAUAAUCUUUAUUGUCCUAGAAAUGGUCCGUUCAAUCCUUCAAACACUGUAACUAAUGAAUAAAAUAUCCUCUUAUGUAAACAAACACAGCCCUGAUUCAUGCAUCCCUGAAGACCCUCGCUGUCUGCACAAACUGCCCAUAAGAGGGCGCCAAACUCAAACAACAUGCGAGUUGAGAAGAGGGUUCAAAGGACAGGGAUGGGCGUUGGUGAGGGUGAUGCUGAUAAGCAGAGAGAGAGAGCAGAGAGGCUGAGAGAGAUAAAGACAAAAUGAAGAGGGUCAGCUCAGGCCUUCAGUGACCAUAGUUCUAACUUCUUUACAGCCUUAUUUAUGAUUGCUUUGGCUCACAAAAUGGUAGAAUUCCCAUAUUAGGCAUGCUAAUGUCACAGCCAAAACCAUCUUUAACAUAAAGACAUGAAAUGUGAAAACACUUUGCAUUUAAGUUUCAUAAGACUGGUGUUUAGGAGGGAAAUGGAGAAGCUCAUAACUGUAUUCCUGCACAGUUUUUUGAUUUGCAAAAUACUUUUUCACCUCAUUCAAGUACCAGACUUUUAUCGGGCAAGGUUUGUUAAAAAGGCAAGCUACAAACCUGCAACCAUUAUUCAUUAUUGUAGUAAAAAAAAAAAAAAAAAAAAACAAUAGUAAUUGUCCACAUUUUAGGAGCAUUUUUGGUCUGUUCUAAUGCUGAGGUUAUCUUCUGGGAUGGUAAUUUGUCUCUAUUUUUGUUUUUUAAUUGAUUGUAAUAUUUCUAUUUCCAUCUUCAAGUUUUCAAGAAACGCACAUGAUUCAAAGUUAUAACAAUUUUCUUUAUUAGCAGUUAGUGUUUUGCACUUAUUGCCGUUAUUUAGAUUUGGAGCAGUGGCCGUUUUGGUAUCCCCCUGCCCUUCCACGAGCCUACAUGGUAAAAAGAAUCAAGCAGGAACAGAACAACAGAAUGACAUUAAGUCAGAAUCAGAAUAAAGGAGGAGCUGGGGUGGAGGCGGUUCACAAAAAAGCAGCUUGCAGAGGGAGAGUGAAGUGUAGCCAGGCUAGAGCAGUUUAGGUGUGGCAGUAUGAGAGUGAUUAGACAACAGCGCUUGCGUGAGAUUAGCUGAUGUCGAUUAUAUAGCAAUACUUACUAUAUGUCUUUAAAAUAUCCUGAAGAAUAUACUUACAUAACAUGAAUGCUCUCUCCCCACUCUCUGAUUACUGAUUAUACACAUGGUGAAAAAUAUCAUGGAGUUUAACAGUCAAGCACUAACAUAUUUUUCCUCAUUUUAGUCUGUUCAAUGAAAUUAAAUGUAGUUUUCAUGAGAGUUUAGUCACCAAUAAGCUAUGUUUGGUUAUAAUAAGUAAGGCCUCGUCCAUACGGAGACUAAUUCAGGAGUAUCUGCCACAGUUUUUUGUUGUAUUGACAUUUCAUCCCCACAGAAACAGUGUUUUAGGAGGCUGUAAACGCUACUUUUUGGUCCCAGAGCGAUCAAAUAUGUAAACGCUUACCGUUUCGUCUCUUUGUGGACAGCCAACCGCAUCUUUCUUGAAAUGAUUAUGUCACACAUCACGUAGGCCACUUACCCCGCAUGUGCAUGUCGAACCAAAACAACAAUGGCGGAUUAUGGGGUUGUGUUCACGGCAGAAGCUAUUGAGCUUUUUAAGGCUUUUACAGGAAAAUCUGAUGCUCCUUUACCACCACCAUGAACAGCACACACCAGAUGCUCUGAAAUCCACCGUGGAGAACCACAAGAAGGGCAACCAUCCUCUUCUCACUUUUGGUGCAUUUCCAUGGCAGCAAUGCAGCGCUACGUACAGGCUUAGCAUAUAUACUACAGCAUUUCCAGUUGUUUUUAAGAUUUCCCGUGCUUUUUGGAUAUUUCCUGAAACAGUCCCGUAUUUAUGGAACACUUUUUGAAAAUGAAAUGGAAAUAUAUUGUUUUCAUCUCCGUGUGGACAAGGCCUAAUUCAACAAACAUUUUUAAUCCUUGUUAAAGUUGAUGGAAAUAGCACUGGUCUAGGCUCAGUCCCAUGUCUUUUACUCCUAACCCUUACCCUGGUUUUCGAGUACUCAUCUUCUGUCUAUGAACCGGAACAGCCGGUCAGGUUCCUGGUAUGUCACCACUAGUCAUUACAUAAACAGAUGGCAAACAUAUUUCUACUGUGGGCAGUUUUUUUAAUGCUUGGUCUUGGAAAAAAACAACCAUUAUGCACUGAAACAUCGCUGAAUUAUUCAGAUUAGGAUUCAUAAAACUUUAUUGACCCUAAAGAGCAGCUCAGUUUGAUCAGUCUACCCAGACCAAACAUGUACAGAUACAGCAGGAUGUCAGAGACAACAGUAACGACACACUCCAGAAUCAUAAAUGCAUAUUAGGAACAACAAAUAAAUAAAUAAGUAGAUAAGACAUAUGAAAAUGCAUUGCACAUUACAUUAAAGUUUACACAAUAAGGAUUUGUUUUCAAUAAAUAUAUAUGAUGGCUGUUGUAGUCUUUAAAACUUAUUUAUGACUGCCAUAAUGAUGACUGGUUGCAGGUUUGUUGCCACUUCCUGUUUUAGCUUUCCUGCCUGCUUUUAUAAUAAAUGUAGUAAGAUAAGCAUCGGUUUGCAGAUGCAUAACCAUCAAAAAGCAAAGUAUAAACAAAGAAAAUAAAGAUUCUUGAACAUAAUUCUAGAAAAACAAACGUUUGACUCAUGUAUGAGGUUGAAAGUGCUGGAAAUGUUUUAUUUCUAACGUGACAGAAGUGUUUUUGUUUUUUGCAAAGGUAAGACGUCAGCAUGUCAGUCGUGAUUAGUUUCCAGUUUAAUACUGGUGCUAAUCAGAAGUAGAACACUUAAAACAUAAAUGACAGCUAUUAUUCACAAUGAGGCCUGAGUUUUAGUCCCAUUAAGAACCCUGGUUGAUGGAUAAUCAUCAUAAAAAGCACACUGCAGGAUCUGCCUGGUGUUUUUUCUAUCACAUUUAGACCAGCCCUCCUCCACGUCCAGGCCAAGCCCUCAAAGUGUCGGCGCUUUAACAGGAUUACUGGUCACUUAGUGUCAUUGUCCUCUUUGGCAAACAGUCGUUAUUCCACACAUUAUUACUUGGCUGUGACUUAAAGAAGAGCGCUGUGGUUUAUUUUCUUAAGACUGGUGAGAACGCUGCUGUGUGAAAAACCGAGAUUUCUUUUUUUUUUACAUUUAUGAUAUUGAUAAUGAUGAUUCCUCUCUCUGGUGUGCAUUCCAAGUCUUAUCAAUAUUCAAAUGUGAUCAGAUGUAAUCAGUGUGUGAACCAAUAAAAUGACAA
Cheilinus undulatus (humphead wrasse) is the source of this 9132-nucleotide messenger RNA. It is a transcript of the gene camk2b2, whose product is annotated as calcium/calmodulin-dependent protein kinase type II subunit beta. Lineage: Eukaryota; Metazoa; Chordata; Actinopteri; Labriformes; Labridae. The transcript is spliced from 21 exons. Gene Ontology annotation, biological process: protein phosphorylation. Gene Ontology annotation, cellular component: neuron projection; cytoplasm. Bases 59 to 1699 code for a protein of 546 amino acids. The record is from RefSeq and is a predicted model, not a curated record. Gene Ontology annotation, molecular function: calcium/calmodulin-dependent protein kinase activity; ATP binding; calmodulin binding.